This is a messenger RNA of Komagataella phaffii GS115, 3006 nucleotides long. Its product is annotated as Component of the mitochondrial alpha-ketoglutarate dehydrogenase complex, which catalyzes a key step. Lineage: Eukaryota; Fungi; Ascomycota; Pichiomycetes; Pichiales; Pichiaceae. The record is from RefSeq and is a predicted model, not a curated record. Gene Ontology annotation, molecular function: oxoglutarate dehydrogenase (succinyl-transferring) activity; thiamine pyrophosphate binding. Gene Ontology annotation, cellular component: oxoglutarate dehydrogenase complex; mitochondrion. Bases 1 to 3006 code for a protein of 1001 amino acids. The transcript has a single exon. Gene Ontology annotation, biological process: tricarboxylic acid cycle.
AUGUUAAAAUCAUUCAAAGGCAUCUCCUCCAGGAGCAGCAUCUUGAGGAAUGCUCCCAGACGAUUGAUCCAGACCAGAUUAUUGGCCACCGAUUCAUUUUUGCAGUCAAAUAACGCCAACUACAUUGAUGAAAUGUACGAACAAUGGUCCAAGGACCCGUCAUCUGUUCACUCGUCGUGGAACGCUUAUUUCAAGAACUUAGACCAGGGCGUCCCCCCAUCUCGUGCCUUCCAAGCACCACCAACCUUGAUUCCACAGCCAGCUGGUGGUAUUCCCAACUUGGUGCCUGUAGGUAACGCAAGUGGCAACUCCAAUGUUUUGACGCAUUUGAAAGCUCAGCUGUUGGUUCGUGCUUAUCAGGUCAGAGGUCACCAAAAGGCUAAAAUUGACCCCUUGGGAAUCUCCUUUGGUGACGACAAGUCCAAACCAGUGCCAAAGGAACUGACUCAGGAAUUUUAUGGUUUUACCGAGGCAGACUUGGACACUGAGAUUACUCUCGGACCAGGUAUUCUUCCUAAGUUCGCCGAGGCUGGACACCCCACAAUGAAACUACGUGAUAUUAUUAAGGCAUGUGAGAAAAUCUACUGUUCAUCCUACGGUGUUGAGUAUGUUCAUAUCCCUUCAAGAGAGAAGUGUGACUGGCUCAGAGAGAGAAUUGAAAUUCCAACCCCUUACAAGUACUCCGUCGAUGAGAAGAGACAAAUUCUUGACAGACUUAUCUGGUCUUGUUCUUUUGAAAACUUUCUGAGUUCCAAAUUCCCCAACGACAAGAGAUUUGGUGUUGAAGGUGCCGAGUCUGUCAUUCCAGGUAUGAAGGCUCUGAUCGACACUGCCGUUGAAAACGGUGUUGAGGAUGUAGUCAUUGGUAUGGCCCACCGUGGUCGUCUGAACAUGUUGUCAAACGUUGUCAGAAAACCCAAUGAGUCUAUCUUCUCCGAGUUCACUGGUUCUAAAGAUUUCGAUGAAGGAUCUGGUGACGUGAAAUACCAUUUGGGUAUGAAUUACGUUCGUCCAACUACAUCCGGUAAGAAAGUCCACCUUUCCUUGGUUGCCAAUCCUUCUCAUUUGGAGGCAGAAGAUCCCGUUGUUUUGGGUAGAACUAGAGCUAUCCAGCACUACAAGGGAGAUGUUGGUGAAUUCAACAAGGCUAUGGGUAUUUUGGUCCACGGUGAUGCUGCUUUUGCCGGUCAGGGUAUCGUUUACGAAACUAUGGGUUUCGCUGCCUUACCAGCUUAUUCUACUGGUGGUACCAUCCAUAUCAUUAUUAACAACCAAAUUGGUUUCACAACGGAUCCACGUUUUGCUAGAUCCACUCCUUACCCAUCUGAUAUUGCCAAAUCAAUCAAUGCUCCAAUUUUGCAUGUUAAUGCUGACGACGUUGAGUCAGUUAUUUUCAACUUCCAAUUGGCAGCUGAAUGGAGACAGACUUUCCACUCCGAUGUUAUUUUGGAUGUUGUUGGCUACCGUAAAUACGGUCACAACGAAACUGACCAGCCUUCUUUCACCCAGCCUUUGAUGUACCAGAAGAUUGCUGAGAAGAAGCAAGUGCUCGAUAUUUACGUUGACAAGUUAAUCAAGGAGGGAUCAUUCACUCUAGAUGACAUCAAUGAACACAAGCAAUGGGUUUGGAACACAUUAGAAGAAGCAUUUACCAAGUCUGUUGAGUACAAACCCACCUCCAGAGAAUGGUUAACAACACCUUGGGAGGGAUUCAAGUCUCCAAAAGAAUUGGCUUCUGAAGUAUUGCCUCACUUGCCAACCUCUGUGGAAAGGGGCGUAGUUGAGAGAAUCGGUGACACCAUCUCUUCUUGGCCUGAAGGAUUUGAGGUUCACAGAAAUUUGAAGCGUAUCUUAAAGAAUAGAAAAGAUUCCAUUCAAAAAGGUGAGGGUAUUGACUGGUCUACUGGUGAAGCUCUUGCCUUUGGAAGUUUGGUUAUUGAAGGUUAUCAUGUCAGAAUUUCCGGCCAAGAUGUUGAAAGAGGAACCUUCUCCCAACGUCACGCCGUUCUUCACGACCAAAACUCCGAAAAAGUCUACAUUCCUCUCAAACAUCUAAGUAAAGUUCAAUCCGACUUCGGUAUUUCUAACUCUUCCCUUUCAGAAUACGGAUGUAUGGGUUUUGAGUAUGGUUACUCACUGACCUCACCUGAUGCUUUGGUUAUGUGGGAAGCUCAAUUUGGUGACUUCGCUAACACUGCUCAAGUUAUUAUUGAUCAAUUCCUUGCCGCUGGUGAAUCUAAAUGGAAGCAGAGAUCCGGUGUUGUCCUUUCUUUGCCCCAUGGUUACGAUGGUCAAGGUUCCGAGCACUCUUCUGCCCGUUUAGAACGUUACUUGCAGCUUUGUAAUGAAGACCCAAGAGUUUAUCCAUCUCCUGAGAAGCUGGAGAGACAACAUCAAGAUUGUAACAUGCAAGUUGCUUAUCCAACCACUCCAGCCAAUCUGUUCCAUCUGUUGAGACGUCAAAUGCACCGUCAAUUCAGAAAGCCUUUAAUUUUGCUCUUUUCGAAGAAGUUGUUGCGUCACCCAUUGGCCAGAUCUAACAUUGAAGAUUUCAUUGGAGAAUCUAGUUUCCAAUGGAUAAUUGAGGAUUCUGAGCUGGGCAAAACCAUCAAUGACAAGGAGGGUAUUAAGCGAUUAGUUCUUUGUUCUGGUCAAGUUCAUUCUUCUUUGCACAAGAAGCGUGCUGAUAUUGGCGACAAAGAGACCGCUGUAUUGAAGAUUGAACAACUGCACCCAUUCCCAUUCGAACAAUUGAAGAACGCCAUUGAUAGCUACCCAUCUUUGGAUGAGAUUGUUUGGUGUCAGGAAGAACCAUUGAACAUGGGUUCUUACGCAUUUUCUGCACCAAGGAUAGUAACCGUAUUGGAACAGACCGAGAAGUACAAGGAUUACAACCUGCGCUAUGCUGGUAGAAACCCAGCAGCUGCUGUUGCCGUUGGUACUAAGUCGAUGCACGUUGCUCAAGAAGAGGCUUUCUUGGACGAUGUCUUCCAAAUCCAAAAUUAA